GACACGACGCCGCGCGUUUAAAUGGAAAGUGCAAAACUUACUGUGCGAGCAACGAAAUAACCGCACGAUGGAAACGCAGGCAACGCCGCAGCAACAGCAGCAGCAACAGCAACCACAGCAACUACAGCAGCAACAGCAACAAKUACUGAGCAAGCAACAGCUGCAGUUGCUGGAUAAAAUUAAAAUUGAGUCCAGCAACGGCAACGAUCCGCAGACCAACAGCGUGCUGGAGGAUCAGCARGAGCCGCAGCAGCAGCCACCAACAGCAGUUGGUGUUCUGGCACAAGCGAACAGCCAAUCUAGUGAAUCGGAUGAGCAGCAGCAACAGCAACAGCAGCAGCAGCAACAACACCAACAACAACAGCAGCAGCCACAGCAGUAUGUCGUAGCCCCACGAUCGCAACAGAGACGUAUCCUAACUACAGCCGGAACACUCGAGUUGAACGAGACGCGGGAGAGUGAACACAGCACCAACAACAGCAACAGCGCCAGCUCGGAAACCCACAUUGAGUAUCAGCGCGGAUCGCAUCACUCACCACAUUAUAUUCAAAUGGCACCUCGGAACGUUGCCGAGAUGGCUGAACAGGUGGCCAAUGCGCCACCCGGCACGCUCUACGCCUAUCCCUCGGGCCAGAUUAUUUGCAGCAACGACGACGUGGCGCCGAUCAAAAUAGAGACAAUCGACAAGAGCGAUGUCUCCGGCGAGCAGCAACAGCAGCAGCAGCAACAACAUGCGCACCAACAGCAGCAGCAGUGCCCUACACCAAAUGGAGUGAUUUACGGCGAUGGGAUUAGUGUCAGCGAGGCUGCACUGCAGCAUCAUCACCAGCAGCAACAGCAACAGCACCAGCAGCAGCAGCAGCAACAUCAACAGCAGCAGCAUCAACAAGCUGUGGCCGCUGCCGCGGCAGCUGCUGCUGUCGGACAUUCACACGUGCGCUAUGUGACUGAGGACGGACGUUUUGCCACCGCUAGCGGUGAUGCAGACGCGCCUGGUGCGAGUCUGUACUAUGAUGCGCCCGUUGUGGAUGCCAGCGUGCAGGCGAAUGAAUCGAAAACCUAUGCGGACCUGGGCAACGCCUAUGCCUUUCCGCCAAACUCGACGUACGCCAGCAACAGCUACGCGGCUACACUGCAGCAGGGCAACACCAUUUACAGUGUGCCGGGCGCAGCGCAGUUUAUAACGAAAGCCGAUCCCAACUUAAAUCCGUUGAGGCAAACGGCAGCCGGGCCGUAUCAGACGAUAUCUUUCGUUGAUGGCACGAACGCCACAGACGGCGGUCUUUGGACAACCACCGGGGCCGAGUAUCAAAACGUAUCAUUUUCGAAUUAUCCUGCGCAGGUUAUUGAUGACUACACCACGGCCAAUAUGAGCGGUGGUCAUUGGGCGCCAGCUGGCAGCAUUAGCAACUACGACCCCACCAUGUCGGCGAGCAGUGCCACGCCCCCCACAUCGCUCGCACUGCAGGAGAUCAAGUGCGAGACCUGCCAGAUACCCUUCAUUCGCAAGGGCUCGGACUGGCCCAAUUGUCCGAAUUGCACCAGCUAUGGCCGUGCGCAGCCGGUUCGCCAUCUACCACAGCGCCAAAAGCCAAAAGCAGCAGCCGCGCCAAACAAUCGUCGCAGUGGCGUCGUCUGCGCCAACUGUCAAACCAACUCUACGACGCUUUGGCGACGCAACAAUGAAGGCAACCCCGUCUGCAAUGCCUGCGGCCUCUAUUACAAGCUGCACAAUAUGAACCGCCCGCUCUCCAUGAAGAAGGAGGGCAUACAGAAGCGCAAGCGAAAGCCAAAGAACAAUGGAGUACCUCAGCCCCAUCGAGCGCUGCCAAGUAAGUAUAUUCUGAUUGGUUAUUCUCAUCCAUCACAGUGUGGUGGUCACUGUUUUGGGCACUUGCUCACGCCCACAGCACGAUCUAACGACCUGGUGACACUACUGCCUGUGAGCAGCGGGGUCAGCCGGAUCAGCGCUGCUAAGCCCGGUCGGCUAUCGAUCAAGCGGAUUACUUUCACGCUGGCUCAUGCAGUCGAGUGCCUACCGUUCAGCUAG
This is a messenger RNA of Drosophila arizonae, 2050 nucleotides long. RefSeq names its product endoderm-specific GATA factor (gene GATAe). Gene Ontology annotation, molecular function: RNA polymerase II cis-regulatory region sequence-specific DNA binding; DNA-binding transcription factor activity, RNA polymerase II-specific; zinc ion binding. The record is from RefSeq and is a predicted model, not a curated record. Lineage: Eukaryota; Metazoa; Arthropoda; Insecta; Diptera; Drosophilidae. Gene Ontology annotation, biological process: cell fate commitment; negative regulation of transcription by RNA polymerase II; positive regulation of transcription by RNA polymerase II. Gene Ontology annotation, cellular component: nucleus.